Messenger RNA from Exophiala mesophila, 1832 nucleotides. RefSeq lists its product as uncharacterized. Gene Ontology annotation, biological process: positive regulation of transcription by RNA polymerase II. Gene Ontology annotation, molecular function: zinc ion binding; DNA-binding transcription factor activity, RNA polymerase II-specific; transcription cis-regulatory region binding. The transcript has 2 exons. Bases 120 to 1700 code for a protein of 526 amino acids. Lineage: Eukaryota; Fungi; Ascomycota; Eurotiomycetes; Chaetothyriales; Herpotrichiellaceae. Gene Ontology annotation, cellular component: nucleus. The record is from RefSeq and is a predicted model, not a curated record.
CACCGUUGACGCAUCAACAGCAUGUUUCUCUUAGAAGACUCAUCUGGUCUCUCGAUUCCAAUCCAUCGUCUCCACUGCCCCUCUGCCACCUGGUGAGCCCAUCCAACAGAUCAGCCAUCAUGAGUCUCCGGCUCUCAUCGCUUGAUCCAAAUGAACCCCGCGCUGCCAAAGACUGCCGCAUUUGCAAUCGACGCAGGAUCAAAUGCGAUCGAUCCUUGCCCACCUGCAAGAAAUGUGAUCUCAAGUCCCUGUCAUGUCCCGGUUAUGGCUUACGGAUUCAAUGGGGCCAGGGCGUAGCCAGCAGGGGCAAACUCACUGGCAAAACCCUGCCAGUCCUGGAGCCUGUCUCGACCGAAGAUUCAGACAAGGGCCUCAAGGGUAGCCUCGACCGUACCAACUCGGCUACUUCUUUGGGUGAUCGACUGACUAAAAUGGAAUCAACCUCUACAUCCUCGCUCUCUGAGGCUUUGCCAACCCCUGAUGCCACCACGACGCCUCUAGACUCGACCGUCCUGGAAGCGAUGCCUGGGCAUGAGCAUCUUCCUUCGUUAUUACAGGACCCUGGCGUCCAGGAGCUGCUACAGCAUUACGACACACAAGUUGCCUCUGUCAUGCCUUGGAUAGAUGGUCCAACCAACGGCUGGCGCACCGUCAUGCUCCCUCUGACCACCAGAUCUCUCUCGCUAUUACUCGCAAUUCUAGCUCUCGCCGCCGAGCAUUUCACUGCUACCAAGAAGCAGAGUCGAAGGUCUGACUACUACCGGGACUGGAGUCUACGGCUGUUGGCCCAAGAUCUGCGCAAAGAUCUCGAGGAAGAUUCGUUGGACGAGCGUAACGAGCAUGUCAGCGGCACCCUUGCCACUAUUCUCAUCCUAUGUAAUAUGGAAAUGAUCAGGUCCGACAAUGAGCUCUGGACUGUGCACUGGAAGGCAGUGAGGACCAUUACCCGGCGCUGGACAACUACCAACCCACCCACGCUUCCUCUCGAUCCCAGCCUCCGCUUUCUGAUCAAGGAAGCCUUCGUCUAUGACGUGUUUGCCUCGUCCACGACCUUUCACCAGGGCGACAGCAUCCCUUCCUCAAUUGUCUCCGACUCCGAUCGCAACAUCUUUUCUGACUGGCUUGAGAUCAUUCAGGAGGUGACACAUACCGAGCGCUGCCUCCAUGAUGACCCCGACAGUGCCCAGAUCUCGCACCACCUGCGCGACGCCAACUUCCUACGGGAUCGCUUCGAGUAUGCGCGAGCCAGCUCCCUGCACUACAGCCACUUGGUGCAGCUGAACUCUGGCGCAACCUCGUUACGCAACGACCUAGCACAGUUGAUUGAGAUCUUUCACUACUCUGGUCUGCUGUACAGCUUCCAGGCCCUGCUGAAUGUCGAGGACUCCGGACCAGCUCGCCAGGAACUCGUCCAGCACACCGUGCACUCAAUCGACCAGAUCCAGGAAUGCAAUGCCUUUCAGCACGACUUUGUCUGGCCUCUCUUCAUCAUAGGCACCGAGAGUAGAGCCAGCCCGGAUCUUCAGCAAUUUGUCGAGUCCCGCGUGCAAACCGCCAUGAAGUCCACCGGCUUCUCCAAUUGUGAGCCUUCGUUGCGCUUUCUAAAACACUUCUGGCAGACUUCGCCAGACACUGUUGUUGAUUGGUUACAGUUUGGUCGUCAAGAGGCUGACCGAGGUUUUACCUUUUUGGUCAUAUGAUCGCAUUCUUUUACACUUAGCAUGUGCCUAUGUGUGUCUCGGAAGCCAUCUAUACUACGAGUGCUCGAUGCUCCGGCACUUGCGAGCGAGUCUUGAUUGCAUGCAUCCGAGUCUUCAGCCUUGCGCCAUUUG